CUGACCGUUAUACCUUCAAGCGUGAUAGAAAUAUUUCUCUCCCAGUCUAAGAAAUACAGAAAGACCGACAGAGACAGCAGACUCAGGAAAUAUAUUCAGGUUUUUUAGAGCGAUAAAAAUAAAAGAGGACAUCAAAUAAGAAAAAGGAAAAAGGGUAGACAAUGGAAAGCUGGGCUUAUUAACUUAAAACUUCUAAGAGCUCUGGAGAUUUCUGCUAAACACAUCUGGUAAAUGCGACUCAAGAUGUAAAUGCUCUUCAGGUUUCUGGUUUAAUUUCCCUCUUCUCAUCCUCUAGAAUCACAUUUUUUUUUACCAUGAGAAACCCCUCAAAAGACAUAUUUUUUGGAGGAGUCUGAGGGAUGCGUCUGAGAGAGAGAUGCAGAGCAGAGAAAUCUGACAUGGUGCCGACCCAAAUUGACAGAGACGAGGACAGAGUGGACUGUUCAGGGGCUGACACGCCUCCAACCAGACACAGGUAUUCUCUACUCGAUAUAAAGACCAGUCAAGACAUCGGUCCAUGUUAAAUACAUUUAUAAUAGAUAUUGUUCUCUUACCUUUUAUUCUGAAGUCCAUGUAGAUGCGUGAUAUUUUGAACCAUAAAUAAUUGUUGAGAUUGAAAUAAAGUGUAAUUGUUCUGUUAAACUGUAAAAAAUCAAUAGUGGCAAAGAGUGACUUGCUUUGUGAGAAUGUAACUGUCUCUUGUGAAAAGCAAUUCAUGAUCGGAUUCAUUUGGAGUCACUAAUUUCUCAAAAGUUUUAAAUGAAAUAAGUAAUGUACCAAGAGACUGCCACUGUAAAUGAUAACCAACAUGUUAUUUGCUUCUUACAAAAGUGUUAAUUGUGAUUUAGAAAUAUGUCCUUGAUUUAAAGCGACAAAUGAAGUGAAAGCCAUACAACAAACUGAACUAUCACAAGCCAUAACCAUCGUAGACAAUAAUCCUCACUGUGUUUAAAACGCAGUGUUAGUUUCAACGAGAAUCCUGUGCAUUUGUUGUCAGCGUGUCAGUCUCACACUUUUUGGUUGGCAUUUCUGUGAGGCAGGGAAAAAAAAUGUGUAGGCUUUGUGUAAAGAGAAACUACACGGAGGAGGAGGAGGAGACAGACAUUUUGCCUGUCAGAGACUGAAAAGAGGAGCAUCAAGCCAACAAGUGUGGCUGCGAACACACACUAAAGUGCUUCCUAAAUCAAAUCCAGGGACAGAGAGAGAGAGAGAGAGAGAGAGAGAGAGGAAGUCUUGCUGUCAGACAUUCAAAAAGAGACAAACAUUGGAAACAAGAUGAAGGCACAGCUCCUGCUGAUGAUUGAUUGUUGCUAAAACUGAGUGCUUUACCCACCUGGAGGAUACCGGCUCUCAGAGGGAGAGGCACACAAUAACCUCCUCUGACAAAGGGAGGGACCCCAGGAAACUAAAGAGCAGAGAGCAGAAAGGGAUUUCCCUUUCUCUCUCGCGACCCAUCUCUUUGUCAGGCUGGCAGGCUCAGCCAUGGCGUUCACCUUUGCGGCCUUCUGCUACAUGCUCACCUUGGUGCUGUGCGCUGCCCUCAUCUUCUUUGUCAUCUGGCAGAUCAUUGCAUUUGACGAGCUCCGCACAGACUUCAAAAACCCCAUUGAUCAGAGCAAUCCCACCAGAGCGAGAGAAAGAAUUCUCAACAUCGAAAGAAUCUGCAACUUGCUUCGCAGAUUGGUGGUGCCAGAGUACUCCAUCCAUGGACUCUUCUGCCUGAUGUUCAUGUGUGCUGGAGAGUGGGUCACACUUGGCCUCAAUAUCCCCCUGCUCUUCUACCAUCUGUGGAGGUUUUUUCAUCGGCCGGCUGACGGAUCAGAGGUCAUGUAUGAUCCUGUCAGCGUGAUGAACGCAGACAUUCUCAAUUACUGCCAGAAGGAGUCUUGGUGUAAGCUGGGCUUUUAUCUGCUCUCUUUCUUCUACUAUCUCUACAGUAUGGUCUACGCUUUGGUGAGCUUCUAACAGACAGGGGAUCUGGAGAAAUCAAAGGAAGAAACUGUGUGAAAGACUCAGAGUAAAAAUGGAGACAUUGACCCUUGCUCUUGCAUCGUAUCCACUCCUUCACUGGCUUUUUUUAGAAGUCUAACCUUGGACAAGAGGCGAUCAAUCUGAGUGAUAAUGUGAAUGUAAAAGUGUUGCCUCCUUCGAUUACAUCUCUUGAUCCUACGUACUGCUGUUGGACGGCUGGACACAUGUUGGACGGACUGAAAUGACACAGAAAGAGGACUUCCCAGCAGGUGUUUGUGUUGCCUUUGACCAAUUCUACUAAAUACAAUAUAUUCCUGAAGGGCUGGAGUUUUCCCAUGCUGCUCUUAAUGAUCCAGUCCCUCAACUCACUGUGAAUCUCCAAACACUAAGGGGCUGGAAAGAAAACAGUAUGUCUGUAUCCUCUGACUUUAAAAAAGGACUUAAAGCAGAGGUGCUUUGUGUUUAAGGUACAGGAACUGUAAGAAACAGAGAACUUAAAAUCACUGUAAGAAAUGCAGAAGGUCUGGCGGGGAAGUAAGGAGGAAGAUAAACAAAGAGAUGACAUAUACAGGUAGACCAAUACAAUAUCUCCUUGACGCCAGCCUCUGCCAAAAUUCAUAUUUCAAACUGUUACGGAAACGAAGAAUAAUUCACAAGUUUGACUUUGAGGUUCUUAGCUUGUAAUGUGUAUUCACAAUAAGUGUGUCCAUACAGUCAGAACGUAUUUUAUGCUACAUACUAGGUUCAUGCUUUCUAAAGAGCUUCAUGCUCAGACACAACAUGCCAAAAGUUUGUUUCUGAAAAACAUUGUGCCAAAUUAAAAAGUCUAACAGAACAUUAACAAAAUAAUGGAGGCUAGAGAGUGCCAAGGCACUGUCAUGCCUUUCUUUCUUCUUCUUUUGUUCUUUGACACUUAUUUAACUUUUGGCAGAGUGGUUUUUUAAAGUAGAAAAAUAACUUAGUUCUGUAGUAUUUUUCAGUGUGAAGGGAGCGCCUUAUUCCUGUUUCCAGUGAAGUUUACUCUUACUCAUCUGCAUCUAUACUGUAGUCAUUUUAGCACAGCAACUUUCUCUGACCUGACGUAGAAUAUAGAGAGCUCAUGUACAAAAAGCAAUUACAAACAAGCAAAUUAGCAAUGUUACAUGAUUCCUGACACAUAUCGUUCAAGUGACAUUUAGUGUUUGUAAUACCAGUGACGAGGAAACGAGUGGCAGAUGAGACAAUAAUGACUUAAUGAAUAUGACAAUGUUUUCAUUACUUCAGAAGUGUAACAAACAGUGAAGUCAUCUGAGUGCAUCGAAAAUCAUACAGUUGAGAUGGGAAAGAUGUAAGCAGGCAAAGCCUUUUCUCAGCUGGUGCUGCCUUUGUUAUCAUGUGUUUAUUAGUUUGAUCUGUUCAUAGAUAAGUGAUGGCUCAAAUGUGAUUUUAUAUUCAGUAGAAAAGCCUGAAAACAAACUGUGAUGUUUGUGAUGAAACGUGUGUUUUCUAAACUGUGGGACUCCUAAAACAUUUCUUGAACACAACAGCUUAAUGAAGAGGUUUCUAAUCAUGUUUCUUGAUUCACAACUAAAGGUCAUCAUUUAUCACGAGCAUAACAAUUACUGAUCCAUGACAACCAUUGGUGUUCAGAAUAGGUUCUGAUUCUUAACUCAUUUUAAACACAGAGAUGUUACCAUAUUUAGAGGUUUGAAUGCAUUUGAAUUGAAAGAAAAAAAUCCUAAUUAAAUAGCAAAACCCUAUAGGAAAAGGCUGGCACUGUGCUUUAAGUGAGAAAGGGUUGAAAGGUCCAAUUAUGUUGCGUUGGGUUGGAGUGCAGAGGCUUUGCUGGCCACUCAUUCUGCAGGAUCUUCAAGCUUCUUGGGAUUAAGCCAUCCAAUGCCAUCCAGACGGCUAUUGAUUAAGCAGGUGAUCCGUGGACAACCUUUGUCUGGAUACAAGUAUCUGAUGUUUAGAGACCCUGAACAGUGGUGUAGUGGUGCCUAAAGAAGCGGGUAUACUCUUAAAUUGUUCUUUAAAUGUUUUUUUAAGAGGCAAUUCCAACUACUCUUGUAUAUUUAGUUAGUGUGUACUAGCCAAUUAGAGACAGAGUAGGAAGGGUCAUCCCUUCACCAUCCUACGGAAAAUACAUGCAAUAUACUGCUGAAUAUUACUCCAUACACCUUUUCUAUACCCUGCACUACACCACUGACCCUGAAAAGAUUAUGAUCCCAGGUACCAUCACUGAUGCUGUGUCCUUGCUAGAAUCUACAGGUGUAUGUUUAAACUGUAAGGUUUGAGUGCCUCAGAUAGUGUUGGGAGACCACGUGAUAUGCUGACCAUUUCUUUGACUAGCAACUCGUAAUCAUCUCUCCUCCUCUCAAAGGCUUGCUACAUGAAUCCAGGUAUGCUUGAGUGUUGGGCACACCCCAAGAGAGCAGAUUGGAUUGGCUGAGGAGGACGACAUACUGUAGACAAAGUAGAUUAGGAAUCUGAUCUGGUGGGGCUUAACCUGCCAAAUCUUUUUCCCUGAGAUCUGCCUAUUGCCUGCUACCAUCGGGUCUAUAUCCCAUGCUACUACAUCCCAACUAUCCUGCUGAAACAAACUUCACCACCCCUGCUGAGAUCUCCUCCUUCACUAGACUGGGUCUCUCUUUCUUAACGACUUGGGGUGCACGUCAGACCUGCCUGUCCUACCAUCCUUAAUUCAAUAUCUGCAGAGGAGACUUUGUCGAGUCUUAUUUCAUCAGCAGCUCCCUUUUUUGGGUUAGCAAGAACUCUGAAUUUAGCUACUGAUGGGGAGCCAACGCUUGUUUUUACUACUGUACUGGGGGAAGCUGGUGAGGCCUAUGAUGUUUGCCCAGUUACCUGAGCAGAUGAUUCAUGGAAUGAAAAAUUGUGGAAGGACGAAAUGUUUGCAAAUACAGGCCUCAACAUUUCCUGGCAAUCACAACUUGUCCACUGCUUUGAGACAUGAUUCCACCUUACUGCUACUAAACUCAAAGAUUUUCCAAUAGAGAAAUGCAUCCCAUCCCUCUACUUUUAAACAAGGGAUCUGGACUUGGCUGGCUUAAAGUCCAUCCUGGCCCAGUUAAUAAGUUGAUGAUGGCCUUGGAGGAUCUCUUUCUCAGCCUGAUACACAUUAUGUUCCAUGCCUAUGUUGAUGUCUCAUAGAUAACUCUUAAAACCAAAGCAGGUUAUAUUAGUUGAGAUUGAGCACCCUAAACAUAGUUUUAGUCAAGUGUGGUUUCGAACAGCUUGUGUCGUAUUGACCUGCAAGCAUUGGCAAGGCCAGGCCAUAAGAGUGCCAGGUUCUUCUUCUGUCUCGAUGCCUCCCAGAACACCACUCACUCAUGUGCCCAAUGCACAUCUAAAGGAAUUUGAAAUACAUACUGUACAGCUUAUGACUCUCUCCCUGCCACUCUCCUGAGGACACUUGAAGAAAGGUGCUGAGAUUUUUCCUAACAGUAUUACAGAGCUAUACUAGUCCAAGCUUCUCCUUCUCCCUUGCGAGCUUGAGUUGAUCUUUAUAUCAGGUAUGUUUUGUUUGUGGCCAUGUUUUUCCUCUGUGCCUGCCCUUUUAGCAGCAAUGCUGAGAUUAUUAAUUAUAUUGUUGCUGGCCUCUGGUCUGCAUACCCCUUGUCAAUGUCAAGGUCAAUAUUGUCUUUAUUAUCCCAGUGAGAGGGCAAUUUGUUUUGCAGUCAGCAACUACUUCAGCUGUAGUCACAAGGAUUUAGUCCACAUCCUCUUCAGAGAGUAGGUAGUCCCUCUACAUUUUGACAGCUCUUCACUUAACUCAACAAUUUUUCCGAUGGUCUAGUUUGGAGCUCUGGUGAGGAGCAUGGAUGUUCUGAGCACUAGUGUGUUACUUGGUCCUCUCAAUUCUCACCAGAUCCUUGAUCUGCACCACUUGCUUUCCCAAACAAGCAUCUCUUUUUUUGGCCUGUUGGAUCUUUAGGCUAGUUUUUUGCAGACAUUCAUCAUACUCAGAUUGCUCUCAUAGUCAUAAAUUCUGCAGCUUGGGAUAUUGCUGUUAUGUUUAUCCUGUUGGGGUGUUCAUCCUGGCCCCUUCCCUGGCAACUAUUGGGUGUAUAACUCAAUAUGACUUAACGUGUUUUUUUCUAAGGUUCUGCCAUGGAGGAGGUGUUAUUUGGGUUGCUAACUAAUGCCCCGACAAAUUUUUCUCCAGCUGUUGCCACUCUCUUCAGGGUAGUCACUCUGUCUAUUAUUGGAUGUCACUGACCUAGCAGAAAGAACUGUUUUGAAUUUACACCUUUAGGUGCUAGCUUGGACAUGUCAUCAGUGAUGUGGAGUCAUUGGGUGUUUUGGGUCUCUUAACAUCAGACCGCCUUUCCAAGGCAACCCAGCUGAGAUUGAUCAGGCUACAGCUUGUGUAGUAACAUUCAGUGCAAAAGUAUGUUUCAUCAAUGUGCUAUUAAAAAUAAGAAUCUAUGUGGCACUGAGUGUAUAAAAAGGUUGUGCUAAAUGCCCUCAGCUGCUUUCCAUACAACCCAAUGGCAAUUUAAAAUAUCGCCAGAUAAUUCUACAGGUUCUGAAAGUGAUAUCUGCAUCACCUCAUAAAUAUUCUGCAAAAGCAUUACUUGUCAAAUUUUAGGAUAUAUUCUCAUAUAAUAUCAAAGUGUCACUUUUUAAGGUUUUAAAAGCAUUUUGUCUGCACUGCUUCAGCAGGAGUUGCUCUGUAUCAGCAUUUCGAACCAUAUCUUUAUAUGAGAAAACCUCCAUGAUGGCUGCAGAAAUAAAAUGCUGCGAAUUAAGAAAACCACACAGAUACACAAACACACACAAAUACACCUCUCAUGUUGAAUACAGCCUGUUUCAUGCUACUUUGCUACUAAUGAGGGUUUCAAAAGGGAGCAACUCUCACGUCCUGUGUGAUGUGAGUUUGAACCAAACUGCAACAUUAACUUGACUGUCAGUGUUCCUGAAGACUCAAUAGACAGAACACAUUGUACCAAAUGAUGUUCACAUUUAAUAAUCACACAAUGCUGAGACCUCAUAAGUCUGCCUACAGUGUGAGUGUGUCAAGUCUGGACAAUCACUAUUAUAAAGCACAGGAACACGAGGAAGGGACGAUAAGAAAUACAGCUCAUUUGAAUGUCAUGUAGUUGCUCUGAACAAAGCAUUUUAGAAAACUGUAUUUAAGUAUAACUCUUUGUAUCUGUCUUUUAUACAUUUAUCAUCAAUGUACGCUACAGUCAAUUUGGUGGAUUACUUUAUAUUUAUUAGGUUACACUCUGAUGUACAGUUAAUAAGCAGCGAUUCUCAUGCCAUAUUCUAAUAAAACAGUAAUACCAAAAGGA
Messenger RNA from Labrus bergylta (ballan wrasse), 7268 nucleotides. It is a transcript of the gene cnih2, whose product is annotated as cornichon family AMPA receptor auxiliary protein 2. The record is from RefSeq and is a predicted model, not a curated record. NCBI's taxonomy places the organism in Eukaryota, Metazoa, Chordata, Actinopteri, Labriformes, Labridae. Gene Ontology annotation, cellular component: synapse; COPII-coated ER to Golgi transport vesicle; dendrite. Gene Ontology annotation, biological process: endoplasmic reticulum to Golgi vesicle-mediated transport; regulation of AMPA receptor activity.